UGUUUUAUUUUUUCUCUUAUGAACAAGCCUUGCAUUUUCAAGUGAAUCAUUUCUUGGGGAUUCGUCCUCAUUUUAUAAAUACGAACUUUGCAAUCUAUUUUCCUAAUUGCGGGAUCCUUCUGAAAGAAAAGGGUCCCUAUUGCUCCUCUCUGUCCUUGGCAGACACGGUGUGCCGUCACUCCUACUUUUCUAUCUUUUUUUUUUUGACUGCAUGCCGUAAAAUUUGACAUUUAUAUUUAAUUUUAAUUUCCUAUAAUUUAUUAUUCACUCGUAAAAGCAUUUUAUUUGUUUUUAGCUUCUUCAGUGAACCGCCAUACAAAUUUUCGAAAACACAGAUGGCGAGCUUCCUAAAUGCAAACCGGUUUCUACAACGGUCGUGCUUGCAUCCUAGCUUUCCCUUUAAGGCACCGCGUGGUUUUGGCAAAUGCACGACUAGGAAUCUAAAACAAUACUACACACCCGCUUCUGGACCGUAUCUUCGUGUUUCAAUGACAAAGGCCCCCCAAAGUUUGGGUCUGUGUUCUGCAAGAGGAGAUUCUCUUGAAAACCAGGAUCGCUUGUCCUUUGGAUACCUUGACAAGCUCAAAGCUCCCAUUCUUUUAAGUGACGAGGAACCUCAAUCACAGCCUCCGAAUUCAAACACUUCUUUGGAGACUAGUUCUGGUAAGGGAUCUGGACUAUUUAGCUCUUUCCCUAAUUUUGAUAGUCCCUUUGUUUACGGAAUUUUCGAUGGUCACGGAGGCAUCGAAUGUAGUGAAUUCUUGAGCACUCGCUUGGGGCAUAUUAUAGAACAGCAAGAUUUUUCACGCGUUGACGAGUUAUUAAAAGAAGCCCGUGCCUUAGGUGGCUACAUGUCUUCCUUAGAACCACCCUUCUCGUUGGCUUCUGUUUUGAAAUCUCGGGAUGAGGAUAUGAUUUGGAGAGCCAGACUGUAUUAUUCCUUUUUGGAAGCAGAUCUAAUCUAUCUAAAAGAAUACGCCAAACUUUCUCCUGACCGUGCUGUUCCAGGUGCCGUAGGAACGGUGGUCGUUCUUACAUCAAAAAACAACAAAUCGUAUUGGGAAAGCGAUAGCUAUACGAUUCAACUAGCUCAUGUUGGUGACACGCGAGCAAUUUUAUGUGAUUCCCGUACUGGACGAGCACAUCGCUUAACGUUUCAGCAUAAUCCUGCUGAUUUUGAAGAAUCACGAAGACUCCGCCGCUAUAAUCUCGGGUUUUCAAGUGACUCUUUUGGUGAGCGACGAUAUGCCUGGGUUGCGAAUACUCGAAGUUUUGGAGAUGGUCUGAAAUUGAAAAAGCUCGGUGUUGUUGCUGAACCACAACUCACAUCUAUCCAUUCCCUAAAAGAUGACUGGUCUUUUUUGACUCUGCUUUCGGACGGAGUUACCCAGGUGGUAUCGGAUGACGAAGUGGUGGACAUUAUCAAAUUGUCCGAGUCACCUCAGGACGCUGCAAAUAACAUUAUUAGAUAUGCUCAAAAUGUCGGCUCUGUAGAUGAUAUUACCUGUUUGGUAAUUCGGUUACCUGGUUGGAAAAAACGUACUAUGAAUGAUUUUACCAAAAAUCUCCGACUGGAAAAGUCUUUCUAUGUGCCAAGAAGGAAUUAAGCUAUGGCUCUUUUUUAUGAAACUGUUCAAUAAUUUUUUUCCCUUUCUCUCGUUUUAAUAUAUCUUUGAAUCUUUGAUUUCAAUCCUUCUUCAUAUCCUACAAGAAAGUCUUGCAUUUGUAUCAGCCAUAUAGGUUUCUAGUUAUUUUCUUUUUCUUUUUGGUUGCUGCUUCCUAAUAUCAUU
Schizosaccharomyces cryophilus OY26 is the source of this 1790-nucleotide messenger RNA. RefSeq names its product protein phosphatase 2C Ptc4. Bases 336 to 1607 code for a protein of 423 amino acids. NCBI's taxonomy places the organism in Eukaryota, Fungi, Ascomycota, Schizosaccharomycetes, Schizosaccharomycetales, Schizosaccharomycetaceae. The transcript has a single exon. Gene Ontology annotation, molecular function: protein serine/threonine phosphatase activity; cation binding. The record is from RefSeq and is a predicted model, not a curated record. Gene Ontology annotation, biological process: protein dephosphorylation.